Molecule: messenger RNA, 1207 nt
Organism: Paramecium primaurelia
Lineage: Eukaryota; Ciliophora; Oligohymenophorea; Peniculida; Parameciidae
Source: the annotation of a GenBank genome assembly
GAUGUUGUAGAUCCAGAACAAGCUUAUUUACAUACUCCAGCUGAAGCACUUGGAUCAACACAAAAAGUAGUUGAAGUACAGCUUUAUUUUGUUGAGCUUCCACAUGAACAACUUGCUUCAAAAGCAGAUGAACAAUUUGCCAAUGGAGUCACACAUGAAUUACUCUAGCAUUAUUUCGUUGAAUCACAAUAAGAUUUACUUGAAGUUCCACAUAUACAAUCAGAUGUUGUAGAUCCAGAACAAGCUUAUUUACAUACUCCAGCGGAAGCACUUGGAUCAACACAAAAAGUAGUUGAAGUACAGCUUUAUUUUGUUGAGCUACCACAUGAACAACUUGCUUCAAAAGCAGAUGAACAAAUGGUCGCUAGAGUCACACAUGAAUCACUUUAACAUUAUUUAGUUGAAUCACAAUAAGAUUUACUUGAAGAUCCACAAAUACAAUCUGAUAAUGUUGAUCCAGAACAAGUUUAUUUGCAUUAUCCUGAUGUAGCUGCAAUAUCUACACAAUAAGUCGUGGAGUUGCAUUCUACUGAAUCUCCUCCGCAUCGACAUGAAUUGGAAUUUAAAUUUGUAGUACAUUUUUAUUCACAUACUCCGGCUGAAGCUGAUAUAUCAACACAAACCUAGGUUGAACUACAUACAACUAUGGUAGACGUUCCACAUAUGCAAUUUGAUUUUUUUGAAGAGGUACACAUCUAAAUUGUACAUUUUGAAUCAAUCCAUUCAUAGGGUUAAACACAUCUUGAUUAUGACCUAGAUCGAAUUGGAUAGCAAUCAUCAAGACAUCCAAUAUAGUUAUUACAAGAGGAGCUAUCUAUUCCACCACAAUUUACACACUAUAAACUUGUGGAAAGACCACAUCCUGAUUGAAUGCAUGAUGCAGUUGGUACACUGGGACAAUAUAUACAAGCUAAAUUAUACCAACCACACAUAUCCAUGCAAUCUCCUUCUGAUCCCCAAUCUGAACAUUUAUAGCAACUUGAACCUCCAGGCCACCAACCACAACCUGAUUCUGCAUCACAAUUUGUUUUAUCACCAUUACAUUAAGCUAUUGCUUAUUAUAGAGUCAAACAAACAAGAACUAAUGAAAUCAUAGAGGACUUUUAAAAAUUCAUAUUAAUGUUUUCAAAAAAAAAAUUUGAAGAUAUGAAGAAGGGAUUUAAUUAAUAGAUAUUAAUUUUUCUAGUACAAGUAAGGUUAGUCAAGG